Molecule: messenger RNA, 1368 nt
Organism: Drosophila innubila
Lineage: Eukaryota; Metazoa; Arthropoda; Insecta; Diptera; Drosophilidae
Gene: Fib
Product: rRNA 2'-O-methyltransferase fibrillarin
Exons: 3
Coding region: 136-1170 (344 amino acids)
Biological process (GO): box C/D sno(s)RNA 3'-end processing; rRNA methylation
Cellular component (GO): box C/D methylation guide snoRNP complex; small-subunit processome; nucleolus
Molecular function (GO): histone H2AQ104 methyltransferase activity; rRNA methyltransferase activity; RNA binding
Source: RefSeq, a predicted model, not a curated record
UCUUGUUAUGAACGAAAAGACAGCUCCAACUCACACGUGGUUUCUUUUUAUGCGUACAGCGUUUUUGUUGAACCGCGUGCGUUUUUGAUUUGGAUCAUACAUUUGUAUUAAAAAUAAAAAGUACAGACAUUUAACAUGGGCAAACCAGGUUUCAGUCCUCGUGGUGGUGGCGGCGGCGGCGGUGGAGGUGGUGGUAGAGGAGGCGGUGGCGGUGGAUUCCGUGGCGGUGCCGGACGUGGUGGUGGUGGCGGUCGCGGAGGCGGCGGCGGAUUUGGUGGCCGUGGUGGAGGAGGCGGUGGAUUUGGUAGUCGCGGAGGCGGCGGCGGUGGCUUUGGAGGUCGCGGAGGCGGAGGAGGUGGGCGUGGCGGCGACAGAGGCCGUGGUCGCGGCGGUGGCCGUGGAGGUGGUGGUCGUGGUGGCGGUGGACGCGGCGGCGGCGCUGGCGGCUUCAAGGGCGGCAAGACAGUCACCAUUGAGCCACAUCGUCACGAGGGCGUUUUCAUUGCCCGUGGCAAGGAGGAUGCUCUGGUCACACGCAACUUUGUGCCCGGCUCGGAAGUCUACGGCGAGAAGCGUAUUUCCGUAGAGACUGGCGGCGAGAAGAUCGAAUACCGUGUGUGGAAUCCCUUCCGCUCCAAGCUGGCCGCUGCUAUUCUCGGCGGCGUUGAGAAGAUACACAUGCCACCUGGUUCCAAGGUGUUGUAUUUGGGUGGCGCCUCCGGCACAACCGUGUCCCACGUCUCUGAUGUUGUCGGUCCCGAGGGUCUGGUCUACGCCGUUGAGUUCUCACAUCGUUCGGGCCGUGAUCUGAUAAAUGUGGCCAAAAAGCGCACCAACAUUAUACCCAUUAUUGAAGACGCACGUCAUCCUCACAAGUAUCGCAUGCUGGUUGGCAUGGUGGACACCAUUUUCGCGGAUGUGGCACAACCGGAUCAGGGUCGUAUUGUGGCAUUGAAUGCCCAGCAUUUCCUUAAGAAUGGCGGUCACUUUGUCAUCUCUAUCAAGGCCUCUUGCAUUGACUCCACGGCGCAACCGGAGGCGGUCUUUGCCGCCGAGGUGAAGAAGAUGCAGGCGGACAAACUGAAACCACAGGAACAGCUCACGUUGGAGCCAUACGAACGUGAUCAUGCCGUCGUCGUGGGCGUAUACCGACCACCCCCAAAGCAGUGAAAGUCUGAUGAGGCGAGGCGUGUGAGAUGUGUGGAUAGGUCUUAAGCUAUAUACAUAAUACUUCUAUUAAUACAGUCGUAUUGUAUUAAGUUUUCUUUUUAAAUAUAUAAAUCAAACAAACCAUAGUUGUAAAGAACUUAACAAAAUGCAAACUAUUUUUUGUAAGAGACGUACAAAAUAUAUAACAAAACAAACAAA